Messenger RNA from Saccostrea cuccullata (small rock oyster), 1642 nucleotides. Its product is annotated as putative epidermal cell surface receptor. Gene Ontology annotation, biological process: cell adhesion; signal transduction. Gene Ontology annotation, cellular component: extracellular matrix. The coding region runs from base 84 to 1595 and encodes 503 amino acids. The record is from RefSeq and is a predicted model, not a curated record. NCBI's taxonomy places the organism in Eukaryota, Metazoa, Mollusca, Bivalvia, Ostreida, Ostreidae. Gene Ontology annotation, molecular function: heparin binding; integrin binding. The transcript has 13 exons.
AACUGAUAAGGUACAUUGUCCUUGAUAAACCUUUAAUUUGUGCAUUUAAUUUGUGUUAAGUGAUCGUGUACUAUUUUAUAAAAAUGAUAAAAUUCACAAUAAGCAUUCUUUUGAUCACAGCUACAUUAAGCACAUGCAAUGGUAUUUGUCGUGACCUUUUACCUGAUUGUGCUGAAUAUACUCAAUCUGCCUGUAAAGCACCGUACGACUCUUGGGCAAGGAAAAACUGCGCAAAUUUUUGUGGAUUUUGUACUCCCAGUUGCAAUGAUGCAAUAUCAGAUUGUUCAGAAUAUGGGAAGCAAGCUUGUGUGGCGCCAUAUUUGACAUGGGCCAAAAGUCACUGUGCAAGUUAUUGCGGACUGUGCAGUGACAUAUCAGUUCCAACAAAAAAGCCUGCAACCACCCAAAGCGCUCAAAUAGCACUGACCAAUGGAAGUUGUACAUAUAAAGGACAAGUUCAUGCUGUAGGAGAAACCUGGUUAGAUGGAUGUGAUUAUAGAUGCACGUGUACGAAUGAGGGUCUUACACAAUGUGUGCAACCUUGUGCGGUGUAUUCCAAUUUGCCAACCAACUGUAGGCUGGAACCUGUUCCUGGCGAUUGUUGUAAACGAGUUUUAUGUAGUUAUAAUCAAUCGGCGAGCCCAAUAGAUACUUCUUUGAAUCUAGAUCAGGGAUGUCUGUAUAAAAAUAAAAGUUACGCAAGGGGCCAAACAUUCAUGGAUGGGUGUGAUUAUAAAUGUACGUGCGAGAGAAACAAUAUUGUCCAGUGUGUGACGCCCUGUGUUAUUUACACCAACCUUCCCUCAUCCUGUCAUUAUGAAACGGUUCCCGGGGAUUGCUGCAAAAAAGUUGUCUGUACAUUAAGUGGCAGUGGUAGUGGGGCUAUACAAGGCAAUGACAAAUGUGUAUACAAGGACAGGUCGUAUGCUGUGGGAGAGUGGUGGCAGGACGGAUGUGACUACAACUGCACGUGUUUGGCUGGCCUUACUACCCACUGUACAACUCUAUGCAAUCUGUUCAGCCACCUUCCUCCAAGUUGUCAUUACGAGACUGUCCCAGGUCAAUGUUGUAAGAAGUUGGUCUGUCUGAACACAACAAGCUCUUCACUUAUUGACCGCGGAGGUUGUACAUACAAAAAUCAGACUUACAAGACAGGACAGACUUGGCAAGAUGGCUGUUCCAUCAACUGCACAUGCGAGAACGGUAGAACUGGACAUUACAACUGCAUGAGCACGUGUCCUCAAAUUCAACCAGCCGCCGGAUGUUCUUUGGUGAAGAAAAACGGAAAGUGUUGUCCAGAAUCAGUUUGUAACAUACCAAAUAUAAACACGACAUCAGCCCUACCAAGUGACUUCCAUGGAUGCGUUUAUAAGGACGGGUCGGUUUAUCAGUUCGGGGACAUGUGGUAUGAUGGUUGUCUAUUGAGAUGUUAUUGUCAGAAUAACAGAUUUUACAACUGUGAGAGUAGAUGUGUUGAAUUUCAUUUACCGUCUGCGUGUAAACUUGAACCUCCUGCUGCUGGAAAGUGCUGUAAGGUACCAAAAUGUCCCGCCAACUACUUUAUUAAUUACCCGCCUGGAUAUGUUCAGGAGUAGAGCCAUAGGCCAUGAACAAAAAGAAGUUGUGUUUACAAAUUGUCAAA